GGACACGUUGCGACCGCACGGCGCGUCCGCAUAAAGUCGUUCAUAGCAGAACACACACACACCCUUUCACCUUCUGUUUCUUCUUUUUCUUCUUCUUCAAUUUCAAUAACUCCAAACACAUAAGCCGUUCCAAAACGCUGCGUUUUACUUACAAUAUUCCCAAUUACCAUUCGCCCCUAAUCUGAUCACACCUUUUCUUUUUCUUUUUCCGGCGCCACUAUGGCAAUCGCCGGCGGCGCCCACACGCCGCGCUCCGAAGCUAACCUCUUCAGGUUCUGCCCCUUCUGGAGCUCCGGCAACGCUUCUUCUUCUUCUUCUCUAUCUUCUUCAGCUCACAACAACCAUAACCACCGCUCCGAAGGGAACAACACUGCUACUUCUGCUUCUGCGUCUUCUUCUUCUUCUUCUUCUUCUUCUGCCAAAACAGUGUCGGCGGUGGCGAGGUCGCUGUUCCCUCCACGUCGAAGGCUCCGUCUCGAUCCUUCAAGCUGCCUCUACUUUCCAUAUGAACCGGGGAAACAGGUUAGGAGUGCGGUUCGUUUGAAAAACACAAGCAAGUCGUAUGUUGCUUUCAAGUUUCAAACUACGGCACCAAAGAGUUGUUACAUGAGGCCUCCUGGUGGUAUUAUUGCUCCUGGUGAAAGCUUGAUUGCAACCGUGUUUAAGUUUGUGGAGCAACCUGAGAACAAUGAAAAGAUGUCAGACCAGAAGAACAAGGUGAAGUUCAAAAUCAUGAGUCUCAAAGUGAAAGAAGGAGUGGACUACGUACCUGAGCUGUUUGACGAACAAAAGGAUCUAGUCUCAGUGGAACGAAUCUUGAAGGUUGUAUUUAUUGAUCCAGAAAGGCCUAGUCCUGCUUUGGAAAAACUGAAGAGACAGCUUAAUGAAGCUGAUACUGCAGUUGAGGCUCGAAAGAAGCCGCCUCCUGCGGAGGCAGGUCCUCGUGUUGUAGCUGAAGGACUUGUAAUUGAUGAAUGGAAAGAAAGAAGGGAGAGGUACUUGGCCAGGCAACAAGUUCAAGCAGUAGAUUCAGUGUGAAAAGCAAUUUGUUCUUCCAGUUAGUGUUUUUGCUCAGAGGAAGAUGCCUGGUUGCUAUGAUAUAGGAUGAUUCAUUAUAUUAUAAUUGGAAUAGGUUGUGAAAAUAUUUGGCUUUUUUUGGAGGAGCAUUCCGAGGUGUACAUAGUAGAGUUUGCUUGUUUGUUAAAUAAAUAUAAGUCUCACUCACUUCCAUCUUCUUGUGAAAUGAUGAUCGUUGUUUAAAUAAUGGAUUAUUCAUGAACAUAUCAUUCUUUCGUUGUGCUUCUAUGUUAUGAUGAAAACAUAAACAAGUACACUCACCUCUGUAAUAUCUGCAUCAAAUGAAAUUCUCACUUGUGCA
Arachis duranensis is the source of this 1378-nucleotide messenger RNA. Its product is annotated as vesicle-associated protein 4-1. The record is from RefSeq and is a predicted model, not a curated record. NCBI's taxonomy places the organism in Eukaryota, Viridiplantae, Streptophyta, Magnoliopsida, Fabales, Fabaceae. Gene Ontology annotation, biological process: endoplasmic reticulum membrane organization. Bases 220 to 1038 code for a protein of 272 amino acids. Gene Ontology annotation, cellular component: plasma membrane; endoplasmic reticulum membrane. The transcript is spliced from 7 exons.